Messenger RNA from Zymoseptoria tritici IPO323, 1353 nucleotides. RefSeq lists its product as uncharacterized. Bases 76 to 1353 code for a protein of 425 amino acids. Gene Ontology annotation, molecular function: iron ion binding; 2 iron, 2 sulfur cluster binding. The record is from RefSeq and is a predicted model, not a curated record. The transcript is spliced from 2 exons. Lineage: Eukaryota; Fungi; Ascomycota; Dothideomycetes; Mycosphaerellales; Mycosphaerellaceae.
UCCUCGAGUCACAUACCCCAUCAAGACUACUCCUUGAGUCACCUACCCUUCUCAACAUAUCACAUCACAUCCAAGAUGUCUCGCAAAGACUCAGUUGGCAAGCUGAUGAACUGGUUCGGCUAUGGUGCAGGUGCCGAGUGCCUACCCAAGGCAGUCAACGACGACAACUCGCCCAUCAGAGCCCUCCCUUCAAACUGGUACAACUCACCAGAGAUGUUCGACCUCGAGCGCCGCGCCAUCUUCUCCCGCAAGUGGCAACUCAUCACACACAAGAACCGCUUCAAGCAACCCGGAGACUGGCUCAAGUGGACGAUCACCGGUCUCGAAGUCGUCCUCUCCAUGGACCGAAACAACAAGAUCAACGGCUUCCACAACGUCUGUCGACACCGCGCCUACCCUGUCGUCACAAGUGGCGACAGUGGUAACUCCAAGAUCUUCUCAUGCAAAUACCACGGCUGGUCAUACGGUCUGAGCGGAAAGCUCGCAAAGGCCCCUGGUUACGACAAGCUCGACGACUUCAGCAAGGAGAACAACUCUCUCUACCCGAUCCACGUCCGCAUCGACCACCAAGGCUUCGUCUGGAUCAACUUGGAUGCCAAGUCAACACCAGAGGUCGCUUGGGAAGACGACUUCGAAGGUGUGGACACUCAAGAACGCUACGGCAUAUACAACAUGGACGACUACGAGUUCGACCACUCAUGGCAGAUGGAUGGCGAUUACAACUGGAAGAUUCUCGCCGAUAACUACAACGAGUGCUAUCACUGCGCUACAACUCACCCUGACAUCGGUGCUCUCGCCGAUCUUCACUCCUACUCCGUCGCCACCGUCAAGGGACAAAUCAUCCACGACGCCGCCACCACCGAGGAGCAACGCGCAAACGGCCUCGUCGUCGCAAGCACAUACUACUUCCCCAACGUCUCCACCAACAUCUCACCUCACUUCUUCAUGAUCCAACGCUUCGUCCCGCACUCCGCCGACAAAUCCACCAUGUCGUAUCAAGUCUUCCGCAACAAGCACUCUUCGGAUGCAGACUUCGACCUCGUCAGCAAUAUCUACAAGCGCAUCAUGUCUGAGGACAAGGCCCUCUGCAGUGCUGCCCAACAAAACCUCAACGCCGGUGUCUUUACCAACGGCGAGCUGCACCCCAAGUACGAGAAGGGUCCUCUCCACUUCCAGAAGACAUGCAGAGAGACCGUCGUCGGAUGGAGAGAGAAGGAACUCAGAGAGGGUGGCACAGAGAUCUGGCCGGCACGGCCGACAUUGCCAGAGACGGCGAAUGUGUCAAUUCAGGAUGAGGACUUUUGCAAAGGGUUGAGUUGCUCGACUCAGCCGCCGGAAGGACUGGCUUGGUAG